Messenger RNA from Aspergillus pseudotamarii, 2488 nucleotides. RefSeq lists its product as uncharacterized. The record is from RefSeq and is a predicted model, not a curated record. NCBI's taxonomy places the organism in Eukaryota, Fungi, Ascomycota, Eurotiomycetes, Eurotiales, Aspergillaceae. The transcript has a single exon. The coding region runs from base 224 to 2323 and encodes 699 amino acids.
GUGACCACACCGGAACUUCCACAAGAGCUGAGAAAAGCUUUGAUCUUACGCAAAUGGAGCUUUAUCGGUCCAAAACAGUACCCAACAACCCUUUGUUGCAAAAGAUAUGAGGAUCUCUCGCCCGCACUCAACCAUCAAGUCCUCGAUCGCUCAAAUGCAGAGAGUGUUCGACUGUUGCUGCACUGUAAACAAUCAUACCCAUUCAUGAUCUCAUCCCACCCAGAUGCCACCUCGUCGACCGGUGUCGCCGCUUAGUCUGGAAACAUGCUCUCCGCCAACUUCCGAUCUAGGCAACGAUGGUCUUCUCGGUUCCGACGAUGAGCUCAACGACGAGGAACGUGCUGCGCAACGUCGGAGGAUUGAGAGACUUGCCGAGUCAUAUCUCCAGGGCAAACCCCUCUUCAUCCUCUCGGCUUCGCUACGGGGGCGCUUUGACGAAGGCUGGGUGAACCCUUGGAAGACCAAUAGGAAACGAACGAUACCGCCUGGCCGCAAUACUAUACGGCCGCCCAAAGAGCCCGAGAUUCCAACGAGCCCCGUAAUACAUGAAACUAACUCUCGCAGACGAAGAACAUACCAGGAGCCCCAGGAAGUCCGCGAAUCCAGACCACCCACUGUCGCUCCAGAUUCAGAUAUACAUGUCUCAGGUCGCAGUAGACAUGCUUCUGCUCGUCUCGGUCGCUCGAGUGAUAAACGUAAUAGCAGGUCGGUUUCUCCGAACACGUCUCGGAGGUCAAUACCGUGGGCGAGACCAGUCGAUCCAAAUGCACAGUUGCAGCCUUUCAGUACUUCGAGACACGCCAACGAGUCUUGGUUGAAGAAAGAUCGGAAACAAAUUAGCUUUCAAAAUGUUGAGCCGCCCACAUCCCCAACAACAACAUUAUCGUCCCGCCACUCAAGCAAGAGUCGCGCCUCCAAAGACGCUAGAGUAAACAGCCAGACUACAUCAUUUGAACAUAAAGAUGGAUCCUUUUCAGAACGGAGCAUAUUAAGUUCCCCUGCACCGGAUGGCCCUGGUCCUGAACCUCUCGAUGUCAGCCGUGUUCCAAACAGCAUCGCCUCUUCCCCUGCCAAGGAGCAGCGCCUUCCUGGUCUUGGAAUAGAAGGGACCACCUCCGGAGCAAUGAGCCAAGGACAUUCAUUCUAUGUCCUAGCUCCAUCGUCACAUCUACCGCAGUUCGAGUACCGUCGGAGGAAGUCUCGUGUCUCAAACGAAACAGGAGGCUCCAAAUCUCCCAUCACCGGGAACAUGGAUGCUGAAGAAGAGCCACGCCCAGCAGAUUUCGCAAGAGGUGCCCAACAUCAGGAGCAAGAGACAUUAUCUCCACAAGAUAUGCUUUUAGCUCAUGCCAAUAGACACAACCGGUCCGAGGCCGACAAAAACCCCAAAGACCUUUUUAUUUCUACCAGCACUACCAAAGCGAUUGGCAAUGUAUCUAUUUCUCAGUCAGCAAAGUUCCGAUCUACAAGCACUGUGAAUAAGGGGAACACUAGUGAGAGGUUGCCGUCAGCUCAACAAGUGCGUGCAAACCCAACAAUGACAGACAUCACGUCUUUGCAUUCGAUUGCAGUGCCAAGAAGCAACUCGGAGUAUGACGGCGACACCAUCCCCGAUCUUCAGUUCUCUACUCAGGCAGCUCUCCUUCACGCACAGAGGUCGUUCCAGAAUGACCUCGAUAGCCCGGAACAUGAUUCAGCAUCUCCAGAAAGACAGCAUACGCCCAAUUCCUCCAACCUUUCUUCACCUAUAGCGAAGGAUAUCACUCCUUUCCAUCGACUCUCAACACCCAAUAGAGCUGGAGGGAGUGCGGGAGCCAAGGCACCUUUGACUGCCGGCCAGUGGCAAAGCACCCAGUGCAUGAUUGAUGCAGUUACGCCGUUUACCUUCAGUACGGAAAAGAAGCCAAACCGUCGGACCAUAUCCCCAGUGAAGCACCUAACAGGUAGAAAAAAGUUGAAAACUGCCAGCUUUAAGCUAUCAUCACCCCCCUCGUCUCCCUCUAGUGAGGCACAUUGCGAACAGGACAAUAAUUACAUACACUCGAGUCCUGUUCCCCGUCAGUCUCCUGGGCAUGAGACGCAGCAUAGUGUCCUUCCAAUGACAUUAACGGGGACAACGCCACCCACUGCUCAGGGAGGGCAGCAGGAUAUCCCAGGUGCCGACAGCUUUAAUCUUGCUCAGGCGAUCGCUGAUGCAGGCAGCUGGCUGCAACAGAGCUUUGACCUCAACAGGGAUCUCAGAUUGUGUGAAACCUCUAAGUCAGGCCCGACUUCUUCGGCUGGCACACGACGAUCUGCAAUGGGCGUGGAUGGUAAAAAGUGACCUACGUCCCAGGGCAAGCUGUGAAAGUGUUCAUACUCUUGCACGCAUUUUCUUAGAUAGACAACAUGGUGGAGCUGGUCUUCUCUCAGGGUGACAGUCCUCCGUGUCGGUAUGACCUUGUUAUCUUUGGUCAAGGUAUCUCACCUGUGACGCAUUUACGAUUUG